Molecule: messenger RNA, 3481 nt
Organism: Xyrauchen texanus (razorback sucker)
Lineage: Eukaryota; Metazoa; Chordata; Actinopteri; Cypriniformes; Catostomidae
Product: cell cycle progression protein 1-like
Exons: 11
Coding region: 135-2606 (823 amino acids)
Cellular component (GO): membrane
Source: RefSeq, a predicted model, not a curated record
CCGCCGUCGUGUUGUCGUUCAUGAUGUUGAUGUUUUGAUUCAGUUGGAGAGGAGUGACUGUCUAUUUGCACAGAGGAUAUUUUCCUGUUAUAUUUCUCACGCUGCAGUUUACCAUUAAAACAGCUUGUUGAAAGAUGUCUGAAAGCUCCAGCGACACUGAAUCUUCCUGUGGAUGGACUGUCAUUAGUAAUGAGGGUUCAGAUAUUGAGACGCUGGGACCUGAUAAUGUUGGAGACUGUGAUGGAGAGGUUAGCCUUACUCCGGAUAUACCAGCCGCAGAAUGUGAAGAGGAAAGUCUGGUUGAGUCUUCUCUGGAACUCACCUUGAGAGCGGAGGUGACUUCGGUGGUGGAACCCGCCAGAGAGACAGGAGAGGAUGUUGCUCGAGAAGACCAUACGAUUCUUUGCUCCUCCAGUGAGAACUCUGACAUCAUUACUCUGGGGGACACUCGGGAGGCAGAUAUUGACACAUGGGUGGAGCCUGUUGCUAAGGAGACGGAGGAAACAGGAAGUGAAGAGCUCUAUCUUGGAUCUUCAUCAAGCAGCCACUAUACCUUCAGAGAGGUAGAGACAAUUUUUCCAGUGGAUCAGCCUGUGCAGAGAGACUCCAGUAACAGCAGCAGCGAGGAAGAUGAUGAUGAGAUGAAGAGCAGUCCUGUGGUGAGGAGACGUAGAGUGAGGUGGAGCACGAAUGGCUUGGAGCCCGGGGACUCGCAUGAGCCACAGAGGAGACAGGAGGUCCUUGAAGAGAUUCAAGCCCCCCAUCAAGGCCAGAUCAGCGGCACUCUGAACAAAUGCAUCCUUCUUGCACUGCUCAUUGCCAUCAGUAUGGGAUUUGGACACUUCUAUGGCACAGUACAGAUUCAGGAAAGGCAGAGGAUUGUGGAAAAGAGUCGUGUGAAUGAGCUGGAGACACCGUGUAAGAGAGAGAUGGAUAUUGUCAGUAAGGAAGUGGUUGAGAAUCUAAAGGAAGAUCUAGAGGAAAAGCAGGAUAUGGUGCUGUCCCUCACAAGCAUUAUGGAUAAAAUAACUAAAGAAAACCAGCAUCUCCGAUUUAAACAGGAAGAGCUACAGGCACAAAGACAAAAUUUAUAUAACCAACUGUCACAAGCCAAGAGCGAGAUGGGGUCUCGGCAGAAGGAUUUGACCAUGGAAAACCAGCACCUUAAAAUCACUCUCGAGAAAGAGGAGGCGUCCCUCUCGGCCUUACAGGAGGAACUGAGGUACCUACGUGGACAGAUUCGAGAGUUAGAGGAGAGAGGAGCUGGAACAGACUCGAUCUUGUCCGAAAACCAACGUUUGAAGGGCCACUUGCAAGAGGAGAAGCAGAAAGUGCGUAGCUUCAUCAGCCAAAGGGAGGCGCUCAUGAGCGAGGCUCAGGUCCUACGGAAGGAGCUCGAUAAAGAACGAAAGGUUACAGACAAGCUGAAAGAGGACCUUGAGGAAAUGAGUCAGAAAGAGGAAGACAUGGAGGGAAAGACUGAUCCAGAGACCAAAGAACUCCAGGCUCGUCUUCUGGAGCUCGAGAACAAGUUGCGAUUUGAGCAGCAACGCUCAGAUCUUUGGGAGAGACUCUACGUAGAGUCAAAGGAGAAGAAAGCAAAAGGUGAUCAGGAUGUAAAGACCAAGAUUCCGAAGGAUGGGAUGAUGGGAAAGGUGAAGGAAACUUUUGAUGCUGUUAAGAAUUCCACAAAAGAGUUUGUGCACCAUCACAAGGAGCAGAUCAAGAAGGCCAAAGAAGCAGUAAAGGAAAAUCUCAGGAAGUUUUCAGACUCUGUUAAAUCCACGUUCAGACACUUUAAAUACUCCGCCUCCAAUGUUUUCAAUAGGGGUGACGAAAAGAGGUUCCAAGAGAGGAAGGACGCCAAACCUCAAAGUCAGACAUUUCAGCAAGAUGGGUUUAAAGAACAGGGCAACAAACGUGGAGAAGACAUCCAUUGGCAGCCUCAAAAACCUUUACAUCGACACCCUCGCAAAUCAACCAUCGACUCUUUUCACGGCGAUAGCAACACACGCAAACCCGGCACUCAGAAAGAUCAAAGUCAGAAAAUGCCCCCCAAAGGGUGUUCAGGUGUUUUUGAUUGUGCUUAUCAGGAGUCUAUGAGUCUGUUCAAUAAGGCAAUGGACCCCAUCCGUGCGGAUGAGUUUAACGAACUCUUGCGAAGCUAUCUUCAGAAAGAGGUCGGCUAUUUCCGCCACUGGAGGGAGCUAGAGAGCUUCAUCAAUAAUUUCUUCCAUAAUGGCGUCUUUAUACACGACCAGAUGCUAUUUACCGACUUUGUUAGUAGUGUUGAGGAUUAUCUUGAGGAAAUGGAUGAAUAUCACAGUCUUGACGAUGACGUAUUCGAAGAUCUGGAUGACUACAUCUACAGGCACAUAUUUGGCGAUACGUACUUAAAAUAUUUUGGGCCGAGUCGACCCUUUGAAGGGCCGGGGUCAAAGGGCAAGCCAUGGCGUCAUUGUCUGCGGCAAAAGAGGAAGCACCAGCAGCCACGCCCUCGGCCUCAAAGAGCCAAGAAAUGGAGCCAAUCAGGACGCUAUCCCAACCAACAGUUUGCUGAUGUCAAAAUAGAGCUUGGCCCUAUGCCCUUUGAUCCAAAAUACUAGAAGAAACAUUAAAUUUGUUCUUAAUGUUGUUUGAAUUUUUGGAGAUGGUUGAUGAAAUCUUUAGGUUCACAUUUUCUGUGAAAUUUGCACAUUGUAAUUGUUCUAAUGCUGGUUAAAUGAUUCUUUAUGUACUUGCUCUCUUUCUGCACUAUGGUGACUGCAAAGUCUUCGUAUUUAAACUGCAAUUUUCUUGUAGCAAUUUAUAAUUAAUUAUAGGUCAUUUUUGAGGAAGAUUUAUUUUUAUUUUCUUCCCUGAGCAUGUUGAAAAAGUUGAUGAUUUAUAAGUAUUUGAAAUGGCUAUGAAUGAAUAACAAGUGGGACAUACUCCUUUGAUUUGGAUUAUUAACUAAAGCACUUUGUAUGGAUGCGUUUUACAAAAAAAUUGGUUUCUAAACAAAACAAAAAAAUCUGUCAUUGAGGACAUAAACAAGUUUUAGUUGUUAGGACCAAAUAAAAAAAUUAGAAAUUAUAUUUUGUAAUAGUGUGUCAGAAGUUCAGUAGAUUUAGGAUGAAAAUUAAAACAUUGCUCUUGGUUAUAAGGUUAUGUUUUAGAUUGAUUUGGUUUGACUGGUCAUAAAUCGGCUGCUAUAUGUCACCACUGUUUUAUUUGUGAAUGCAGAUCAGUAGGGACUAUUUAUUUUUGUGUUGAAUUGGCAGUUGUUAGUGCAAUAAUUUCCUCCAUUUUGUUUUAUUUUUCCUGUGUGAUCCUUAAAACAUACCUGAAUAACAUACCUGUAAGAGCUUGUUUGGAAAUGACUUAUAAGACACACACUUUAUCUACUUUAAUGUAAUUUUAAACAAAUGCACUUAAACUGUUGCACAUAAAUCUAGAAUAAAAGUCUUUCAUUGCUUCAUAAAAUAUUGUCCUCCAUUGA